Acanthosepion pharaonis is the source of this 654-nucleotide messenger RNA. The record is from the annotation of a GenBank genome assembly. Lineage: Eukaryota; Metazoa; Mollusca; Cephalopoda; Sepiida; Sepiidae.
AUGGCGAUGGAUAUGGAAAAAGAAAGGAAAAAGACAGGGAAAAAGAAAGGAGAAAAACAGAGAGGGGGGAGUCUUGUCGUUUGUAAACAAAAAUAUUCCUCCUGUUUUUCAGCCAAUUCUAAAGCAAAUUCCAAACAAGAAAAAAAUUCUCUCUCACUUUCUCUCUCUAUUUGUCUCGCUCACCCUCUCUCUCUCUUUCUCUAUCCCACUCUCUCCUUAUUUUUUCUAUUGAUUUCUCUUAAACACUCUCUUUCUUACUCUCUCCCCCACUCUCUGUCUUUCUCUAUCUCUCAAUUUUUCUCAAUUUUUCUCAUCCACUCUUCCUUUCUCCCUCUAGCUCUCUCUCUCACUCUUUCGCUGUCCCUCUCUCACUGUCUCCCUCUCCCUCUAACUCACUAUCACAUUCUUUCUCUUUCUCUCUCUCUCUUUUGCUCAUUCUCUGUCUUUCUCACUCUCUCUCACACACUCUCGUUCUUUCUCUCUCACUGUCUCUCUCACCCACUCUCCCUUUCUCUCUCACUCUUUCUCUCUUCCUCUCUUUCUCUCUCACCCACUCUUUUUCUCUCUCACCCUCUCCCUCUUUCUCACUCUCUCUCUCUCCUUAUUUCUCCCACUCUGUCUCUAUCUAUCUAUCUAUCUCUUUCUCUAACCUAA